Molecule: messenger RNA, 702 nt
Organism: Pocillopora verrucosa
Lineage: Eukaryota; Metazoa; Cnidaria; Anthozoa; Scleractinia; Pocilloporidae
Source: RefSeq, a predicted model, not a curated record
AUGGAUAUCAUGAAUGUCUCCCUUCGUGAAGGCCGUUUGCCCUUAUCUUGGAAAGAGGCAGAUAUCAUCCCUGUCCCCAAGCAAAGACCUAUCCAAGACAUCAAUAAGCACCUUUGCCCUAUCUCCCUUACACCCAUCCUUUCCAAGAUUGCAGAAGAUUACAUUGUUCAUGAAUUUGUGAUACCUGCCGUGUUAAAGAAAAUCGACAAAAGACAAUAUGGGACAAUACCUAAAUCAUGCACUAUGCACGCACUUGUUAGCAUGAUCCAUAACUGGCACAUCAGCUCCGAUGGGAAUUCGGCCGUGAUUAGGGAUAGAAGACAGAGAGUUAAACUGGCCGAGGAUUGCUUCUCCGAAUGGCGUUACAUUCCAGCUGGUGUCCCACAGUGGACCAAGCUUGGGCCAUGGUUAUUUUUAAUAAUGAUUAAUGAUCUGAAUGCAGGAGAAGCAGAGAUGUGGAAAUAUGUGGAUGAUACCACAAUUUCAGAGGUGAUAGCUAAAGGCCAAGAGAGCUGUAUUCAGCAAAUGGUAGACGAUCUCGCAAUACAAGCAAGGGAUGAAGGUUUUCAGUUAAACGAAAGGAAAUGUAAAGAGCUUAGGAUUAGCUUCGCAAAAAAAGAACCAGAAUUUGAUCCUAUCUGGGUUAACCGUCAGACCCUUGAGACUGAAAAGUAUAAAAUUAUCAGGACUCAAUAUAAGUAG